AUGGCUGGGCCGACCGUAUACAAGCAUGUCGCCGAGGAAUUCGACUUCAGUUCUGGGACGGGGAUAUUUGCAGGCAAGAAGUUUUGGGUUGCGCAGCGCGUGCCGUCCCGCUCUCGGCUGCUGGACGACAUAAAGGCCAACGGUGGAGAGAUUGUACAACUGGAGAAGAUGGCAGAUUAUCGGAUCGCGGACCAUUUCAGACCCACUACCUGUGCACCAGGAACGAUAUCGUACACAUUCGUAGAGAAAUCUAUCAAAGAUGGAGAGCUUCAAGAUCCUGCAGACCACCGAGCGGGACCACCAUUAGGUGAGGCGCGUGAGCCUGCUUCUGUCUACCGACCCACAAAGAGUGGAAGGGCAGCGUAUACUGCAGAAGAGGACAGGAUACUCUACAAAUGGGUGCGCGAUGCCCAAGAGGCUGGUGUCCAAAUUGGUGGAAAUGAAAUAUACAUGCAGCUGGAAGCCAAGUACCCGCGACAUACAUGGCAGUCGUGGCGCGAUCGCUAUCAUAAGCAACUGAAGAAUCGUCCACCCUCCGCUUUCAACAUACCUGACAACGCUCCCCCGUCUCCGCCUUCCGAUCAAUCAAAAGAACGUAUGCCUCCUGCUCCAGCCUCCCCUAUGCGUACCAAACAGCAAACACCUAAACCAGAGCAGACUUCAAAUACGGAAAAUCCCAGUAGGAAAGGCAAAUCGAAAUCGAAAAGUGACUACAGCGUUGAAGAACUGGAGGGCAUGUUCACGGUAGACGACUGGUUAGAGCUGUAUGCUUUCGCAGAUCUCAUCGAUGAUUCGAAAGGAACGGAUGAAUACGGCACCCAUUGGGCUCAAUGGGCUGAAGCAAAGGGUGAACAGACUGCUGAGCAGUGGCAACAGUAUUAUGAGAAGGUGGUUUAUCCUCAAUGGUUGGUUGAUCCAGUUUCUAAAAGAGAGAAAAUCAAGAGGCAGGUGGAACGGCAACACGAUGAAGCACGCCCGAGUCAAAGUCAGCCGAGCAGUUCACAGUCGCCAGAGCUGGGGAGACCGAAUAAGCUGCCUUCUGCCAAAGACCAGCCAGUCACGAAAAACCCCCUGGAUUCUUUAAAGAACUCAGCAGACAUUGCGUCAGAAAUCAAGGUGCCGUCAUCAUCAACUGCCCAUCCGGAAUCUUCGAACUUUUACGAAGAUCGGAUGGAAAGGGUUACAAAGCGAUUGCGAGAGAACGAUUUCGCAGAGCAGGAAGAAGAGACGCGGCUAGCGCCUCCUACCAAACGGCGAAAGAGUGAAAGCGCAACGCCUACACGAGAGGAUUCAGUGGGACCAAAUAAAGAAGUCGGUACACAGCACCAGUCUGUCGAGAUAUCAUCUGCUGAGAGCUCUCAGUCGACUUCACAUUUAGAGGAUGCUGAAGAGCUGAUGCAAGAGCAUAUUCGAUCAGAAGCGCUCGAUUUAGGGGACGACGCUACUAUGGUCAAUUUGGAAGCCGACCCUGAAGAGAAAGAGGUGGAGAGCAUAGAAUCAGAUGACUUUCCGGACACUGAUCAAUUACAUCCACCUCCAGCAGAUAAUGUCGUCAGCGACAAUUUACCCUCAAACACACCCACACCACGUGCCGCGCGCCAGAAGGUGUCCUACUUCGACACUCAGGCCAUUCUCUCGCCGACACAAGACAGCUUGUCAAGACCACAUGACCACACCUACGGUAUAAAGCCUCAUCAAAGACAGCGGUCCUCAUCACCCUUCCAACAACUAGAAUCCGAUGCUUCCACGACCCAGUCCUUGGAAGAGUUCCGCCGUUCCCUCCAGGAAGAGGAAGGCCCCGACCAGACUCUUUACUCUCAGGCACCCCCACAACCACUCCGCCUAUCCUCAUCACCUGCCCCAUCUUCAGCGUCUUCAACAUCCACAGGCUCGGGAGACCCCGAUCCACCCCUUACAGGAGACGAGAUCGACGAGUUUUAUGAAGACCGAAACGAAGAGGGAUGGUCUAAUGAUUACAUCAGUAAAGCACUCAAACGUACGCGGAUGCGUCCAGAACUAGCAGUCAGAGUCCUUGAGGCAUGGAAAGACGGAAAUCCUCUGCCGAAAGCAAGAGGUAUCUGGAGCAUUGAAGACGAUGUCGCUGUGGAGAGUGGCGAUGGACUCGAGCUGGCGAAGCUAGCGAAGAAACAUUCGCUAGACGGAUGGGGCGGGAUCACGGAGAGGUUGUUAUUCCUGGAGGUUUAUCGGAGCUACAAUUAG
This is a messenger RNA of Alternaria postmessia, 2220 nucleotides long. RefSeq lists its product as uncharacterized. The transcript is spliced from 2 exons. Gene Ontology annotation, molecular function: telomeric repeat DNA binding; actin binding. Bases 1 to 2220 code for a protein of 739 amino acids. Gene Ontology annotation, biological process: regulation of DNA-templated transcription; telomere maintenance via telomere lengthening. The record is from RefSeq and is a predicted model, not a curated record. NCBI's taxonomy places the organism in Eukaryota, Fungi, Ascomycota, Dothideomycetes, Pleosporales, Pleosporaceae. Gene Ontology annotation, cellular component: shelterin complex.